AUGAAUGAUAAACUCUUUUUUUCAGUUUGGAGAAAUAUUUUCCUUCAAAGACAUAUUUUAUAUUUUAUAAAAAAUCAAUUUAUUGAUUUUAGUGAAGCACAUCUAUCAAAUAGAAAGCCUUAUGACCAAAUUCAAUCAUUAACAUGGAUGUUAGAAAAAAGAUUAUACAAUAUUAUUAAAGAUAAAAUAAAGUCAGGAUCAAUUUUAAUUAUCAAUACAGCAUCAAUAGACUAUUUAAUUAAAAAUUGUACAGAUUAUGAUACAUUCAAAAUACUAUUCGAAGAGAAGAAAAGCCAAAUUGAAUGUGUCAAUUUAAUCAAAAGAUCAAUAGAACUGGAUUCAGUAUUUUCUUUAGGUACAUUUUUAAAUUUAUAUGAAAAUGAAGAAAAUCAAGAAAAUGAAGAAAAAGAAGAGAAAGAUAUUAUGUCCACCGAUCAAGAUCUUUUAAAUUUUAGAUUAAAUGAAAAAGAAAAUAUUAAUAUUUGGAUGAUGAAUUUUGCAUUAGAGUCAUCCAAAAUCAAUGUUGCAGAGUAUUUAUUAGUAAACAGACCAGUACCACCACCAGAAAAACCAGGUUUACUUUUUCGUGGAGCGAAAUUUUUAUCAAAAUUUGAUGCAUCAUCAAAACCAGACCAAGUAUUGUCUUUUUUAAUAGAAAAGAUGGGUGUGUCUUUAGAUUUAGUAGUUCAAAAUACCAAGUUACCAUCAAUGUUACCAUCUAUAUACGGAAUAACCAAAUUAAAAACUAUGGAAUACCGUUUAGCAUUCUUAAGAAAUAAAUAUUUGAAGAUUAGUUCAAAUAGUCAAAAUUUUCAUCAUAUUGACUCACUAAAAGACAUCGAAAAAAACUCAUUGCCUCUUGAUUUCCUCACUUAUUCACUAUUAUUCAAGUAUCACAAAAAAGGAAAGCAAUAUUAUGAUAGAUUUAUAAAAUACUUAUCAGAGAUUUCUCCAGAAGAAACAACAAUUGAAAAGAUCUUGGAUGACCAUAAAUCAAACUGUAUAAAUCAAUAUAUCAACUACUAUUUCAAAAAGAAUCAAUUAGAUAAAAUUGAACCAUUACUUACACAUUCAGAUACCUUGGUUUUGUUAUUCAGUCUAUCAUUAAAGAAUUUUAGUAUUGAAGGUUUAAAUUUAUUCAGUAAAGCUACAAAUACAGCUAUACCAGUUCCUCGUUCUUAUUUAGAAAGAAGUACCCCAUUGUUUACAAUGAAAGAUAUCCAAAUUAGAACAGAAAGUGAAGUUGUUGAAUUCAUAUCGUUCAUUGCCGAUAAAAACGACAUUGGUAUCUCGUGGGUAUCUGUAUUUCAAAUAUUCCAACAAUUCUAUCCAAUUGAAUUAUUUGACAAAGUUAAAUCAAUCUUUAUAAAGAAGCUGAACAAGACUUUCUUACAAUUUGUAACAGAUUUCAGCAAUAAUCAAUUCUUUGACUUUUUCAAAAACUUUUUCUUUGCCUCUGAACACAAAAACAAUCGAAUUGACACUGACUACAUUGACUUAUUUUUUCAAGUUUCAUUAUUAUCAAAUAAGCAUCGCUAUAAAGUUUUAUUUAAUAAUAUCAAUGGCGAUAAAAUACAAGAUCCAUCCGAAUCAAUAAGAGUAAUUGAAUUUUUGAUCGAUAAACAUUGUCAAGGUAACAAAAGAAUUUUUAGUUCAUUUUUAGGUUUAUUCGAUAUUAUAGUCGAUAAUUUAUCACCACAAAAUUUAGACUCACCCGAAGAAAUUAUUAAAUACUACAACUUUUUAAAAACCGAAAAAAUUCAAUCUUUCAUUUCUCAAUACAACCUGGAGUUACUUAAAUCAGCAGAAAAUAGAUCUUUAGAGAAUUUAUACUUUUUAAAUCUAUUGGAGAUAUUGCUAUUUAACAGAACCAUAACAACAAAAUUUCCUUCGUAUACUUCAGCAUUUAAUCGCUUAUGUUAUAUCAAAAAUAAUUACGGUUUAUCUAAUAUUUUAAAAAAUAAUGGUAGUAGUGAUGGUUUAGAUCAUUCGAUUAAUUUAGACACUAUAGUAUCAAUAUUCAAAAGUAUCAAGAAUUUAAAUAAUAGUUCGGUUUCAAAAUUGUAUAAUAGCCUAUCAGCAAUUUUAAAUUCAAAUAUUUCAUUUAAUCAAAAAAUUACUGAAAUAGUUACUUAUUUAUUUAGUAACCAAUAUUUUAAAAAUUUUGAUUUAAGAUUUGCAAUUAAAUGGCUGGAUCAUUUAACAAAUAAACUAUAUAUGGAUGAAAAUCAAGUUUUAGCUAUUGUUAAAUCAAUUUAUAAUUCGAUUCAUCUACUCUAUAAUAAAACUAGAAAAUCUGAUUCCAAUCAUAUGGAAAAAAUACAAAAAAAUCCACAACAAGGAGCCAGUGCAGAAGAAGAUUACGAUGACGAGUUAGAUCUAUUAAAAGAAAAUCAAAUAUUAUUACCAAUUUUACCAGAAAUCAAUAAUGAAGAAGAGGAAGGUGAAAAUUUUACAAUUCAACAGUUUGUUCAACAAAUUCAACCACCAACUGUACAAUCAUUACUACCUGAACAAAACUCAAUAGAGCAAAAUAUUGCAAAACUUCAAAUAUUUUUAUCAAAUUUAACAAGGAAAAUAAUUAGUCUCAAUUUAUUUAGUACUUUUAAAUAUUUAUUCGAAAAUGGGUUAUAUAGUCCAAAGAAAUUUGGUGAUGCACUAACCGAAUAUAUGAAUAUUAGAAUCCCUAAACAAGUGACAGUUCAAACCAAUAGCGAAUUAACAAUCAAAAUUAGGUCAGGAAAUUUUCAUAAUUUAGAAUGUGAUUUAGAUAAAAUUAAAAAGCCAAAUGGAUAUCUUUCGUUUUAUGUCCUUCGUCCAACUUACGAUAUGCUAUUAUCAAACGCAACUGUUGAACAGUUCGAUUACAUGCAUCGUUUAAUAUUUUCAACAAUGGUUAAUCCUUCAAAGUUAUUGUUUGAUAUUGUUUAUAAGAACCGUUUCGACCUAUUUGAGCAUUUCUCUGAAAAAAUGGAUUACUCUUCUGCAAUACUCGAUUUCAAGACUUUUAAUUUUAUCAUUAACAAUGGAGAGGUUUAUUUUUUAGAAUUAUUAAUCAAGAAAUUUAAUCAAAUUUUUAAAGAACCAGAAUCUAAAAUCAGAUUACCCUCUCAAAUAUUCAAAAAUUCAUUAUUAUCGGGCCACAUUGAAAUUACCAAACUUAUUUUAAAACAUUUCCCUCAAAGCAAAGAUUUCAAUGUAAACAAACAAUUAACAAACUCAAUUAUUCAAAUGGGAAAAUCAAGCUCAAUCAAGUUUUUAUUUGAAAAUAAUCUUUUAAUAAAUUUGGAUUAUUUAUUAAAGUCAAAUAGUUUAACAACAUGUAAUGGUAUAUGGAAAAUAGAUAUUUCUGAAUUUUUUGUUUCCCUUAUAAAUAAAAUUAUUUUAAAACAACAAAAUAAUAAUAAUUACAACAACAGCAAUAAUAAAAAAAGUUUGGAUAAUAAUUUAGAAAUUACUACUCUAAAGAGAAUUUAUAAAAAAAGAAAUAACUUGAUAAUGAAUAGUUUAGCUACAGACUUAACUCAACAGUCAACAGGUGAACAACCAUCAAAAAGACAGCGCGUAAAAAUUAACAAUGAAUUAAAAUUUUAA
This is a messenger RNA of Dictyostelium purpureum, 3594 nucleotides long. RefSeq lists its product as uncharacterized. The transcript has 2 exons. The record is from RefSeq and is a predicted model, not a curated record. NCBI's taxonomy places the organism in Eukaryota, Evosea, Eumycetozoa, Dictyosteliales, Dictyosteliaceae. The coding region runs from base 1 to 3594 and encodes 1197 amino acids.